This is a messenger RNA of Saccostrea echinata, 552 nucleotides long. RefSeq lists its product as uncharacterized. The record is from RefSeq and is a predicted model, not a curated record. NCBI's taxonomy places the organism in Eukaryota, Metazoa, Mollusca, Bivalvia, Ostreida, Ostreidae. Bases 27 to 497 code for a protein of 156 amino acids. The transcript has 3 exons.
AAAACAGACUGCAGGAAUCAGAUACUAUGAGGAUUAUAAAAAGAUGUUACCAAUCUGCAUCAUUCCACAAAAAUCUCCAUGUUCUUUUGAAGUUUUGUGUAUGCCCACUUUCAAACACCUCUUACUCUGUACAGAAAACUCUUCGUAAAGGUAUGAAAGACAUUGCCAAUAAAAAGAGUUCAACUUCACUAGACCUCAGCACUGUGCAGUGCAUUCACACACAGAGUAAGAAUGAAAUGGAACCUUGGGAAGCAAUGGUUGAUUACUCAAAGUUAUCUCCCUUGGAAUUAAAAAUUCAUCAAAGACAUGUGGCAGCUAACAGAGCUGGAAAGCUCUUCUAUGUAGAUCCACAAACUGGAUAUCAAGUAAUGACCAGACUGUCUCACUUACAGCGUGGAGAAUGUUGUGGAAAUGAAUGCCGACAUUGUCCAUAUGGCAGGAAGAAUGUUCCAGAUGACAAGAGAAGAAAAAAAUUCAACUCUGCUUUCUAUGUUUGAUAAACAUUCCUAUAUAGAAAUACUCUUUGAUGCCUCAGAAAUAUUAAAAAUAAAA